AUGGAAAAUAAGGAAGCUAAGAGAAGGAUAGUGUUAGUUCCAGUUCCAGUUCCAGCACAAGGUCAUUUUGUCACCAUUAAAGAAAGCUUACCAGAGUCUGAAUACGAGAAACUUGGACCAAUCGAGUUUGGGAAAAAGCUCAACAAAACCACUGAGGCAAGCUUCAAGGACUUUAUAGCUCAGUUGUUGCUGCAACAAGGCAAUGAUAUUGCAUGUAUCAUCUACGACGAGUUCAUGUACUUCUGUGCAGCAGCAGCUAAGGAGUUCAACCUUCCCAGUGUCAUCUUCAGCGCUAAUAGUGCUACAUAUUACGCUUCCCGAUGUUUACUAAGCGAAAUCAAUGCCGAGAAGUUCUUGGACGACAUGGAAGGAAUGGGGCCACUAGAACAAGUUCUUGAUGAGGUCUGUAGGGAAGUAAUGAACAAAAGAACAGCUUUUGCUGUUAUCAUCAACACGGUGAGCUGUCUAGAGAAUUCGUCUAUGUCAUGGUUGGAACAAAACAUUGGAAUCCCGAUGUACCAUAUAGGCCCUCUUCACAUGAAACCUUCCCCAGCUAAGAGCUUUCUUGAAGAGGACGGGAGCUGCAUUGAAUGGCUGAAUAAGCAAAAACCGAGGUCAGUGAUAUACAUAAGCUGGGGAAGCAUAUUUGACAUGGGAACUAAGGAAGUUUCGGAGAUGGCUUGGGGGUUGUGUGAUAGUAACCAACUUUUUUAUGGGUCAUCCGACAUGGCUCCAAGUCAUUGCCAGAGGAAGUCAGUACGAUGGUCUCAGAAAGAGGAGGAUACAUUGUGA
Messenger RNA from Camelina sativa (false flax), 792 nucleotides. The record is from RefSeq and is a predicted model, not a curated record. Lineage: Eukaryota; Viridiplantae; Streptophyta; Magnoliopsida; Brassicales; Brassicaceae.